This is a messenger RNA of Gymnodraco acuticeps, 1116 nucleotides long. RefSeq names its product actinodin3 (gene and3). NCBI's taxonomy places the organism in Eukaryota, Metazoa, Chordata, Actinopteri, Perciformes, Bathydraconidae. The coding region runs from base 9 to 944 and encodes 311 amino acids. The transcript has 5 exons. The record is from RefSeq and is a predicted model, not a curated record.
CUGGGGAGAUGCACCAUCAGAUGCUGAGGAUGAUUUCCCAGGUGUCCUCGUUGAGGGCGCUAUGCUACGUGUUGUUAAUGCCAGGUUUGCUAGAAGCAACAUCUCUGAUGAAAUUAAAGAACCCUGAAGGUAAUGUUAACAUUGACUCUGCCCAGGCACAUGAUUUCCUGACUAACUCUCACCCAAAGAGGAACGUUGAGCCAAAGUGGUACAAAGGCACUCCUGAUUUCCAGUCCUACUACCGCUUCUACAACAGCAUUGGACACACUGAAGGACUGUAUGAGAUCGACAGGAUCCGGAUGCUGUAUCAGCAGAUGCGUCACUUGGAGCUGACCUACGGCCCAGAUGCCUCCAGUUACCAAAGUGUCAUGGGUGUGCUGACCACCACGGCACCACCAACUACUACCACUCUGCCUCCCCUACCCCCCACUACCUCUGGUCCAACACCAGACCCUCUGGAGAAUGCUCCGACAAUCUAUCUGUGUAACCCCAAAGACCCCCUGUGCAAUCCUGCGAUCGUCUACCUGCCAACGGGGGCUGUUCCAGUACUGUGCGACCCACGAGCUAACCCCGCCUGCAGGCCCAUAACAGUGGCAGAGAUAAAAGCUGCUGCUCCUGCCAAACCACCCCCACCUCCCCCUACUCCCAAAAAGGUUGUCUCGCCUCCCCCUACUCCUGAGGUCACUGUUAAAGGUAUGGAGUAUGACUGCGAUCCGUACUGGGACCCUGACUGCCUCAUCGAUCACCCUCCCCGCCCGAUCCAGGAAACAGUCGCAGCGGCACCUGUUGAAGAGAAAGCAGAGACAAAGGAGGAAGCUAAAGUCGAGGAACCCAUCCCUGAAGCUCCAGCCACCGAGGAAUCCCCUGCUUUUGACCCCUAUGAUUUCAAGCGUGACCUUUAUGACCCCAUCCUGUAUGCCGAACCAGCUCCCGAACCAGAGUAAAAACAAAGCGCUUAAGAUAUGAUAGUUUUCUAUCCAGGGUACACAAUGAAAUCGCCAAACCAAACCAAGGCAAGACUGUGAGCAAAUCCAAAACAAAUAUAUGUGGAUAAAAAGGGUUAAGUUCAAAUCAUGCAAAUAAUACAAUUUCACAGGACAGAUGUGUAAAAUAUUA